Molecule: messenger RNA, 5138 nt
Organism: Xiphophorus couchianus (Monterrey platyfish)
Lineage: Eukaryota; Metazoa; Chordata; Actinopteri; Cyprinodontiformes; Poeciliidae
Product: UPF0524 protein C3orf70 homolog B
Exons: 2
Coding region: 824-1678 (284 amino acids)
Biological process (GO): nervous system development
Source: RefSeq, a predicted model, not a curated record
UUUCUCCUGGGUCAGCUUCAGCAGGAACAGAGGGAGACCCGCAGCUCUAAACUGUUUUAACAUAAAUCAAUGGCUCAUUCCAGGUAAAUCUCAGUCUGACGUCCAGUCCUGAGCAGAUGUUAGGGUUGCCCCCUAGCGGCUGGAGAGCAGCUGGAAUCAUUUGCUUUACAAUGCUGCUAUUUUCAUCACCAUUAACCAUUUUCUGCAUCCUUUAUUUGAUUGGUUGCACGAUUCCACCCACGUAGCCUGGUUUCUUUUAUGGAAUGCUCUGUGGCUUUCAAUUACCACUAAUUAAAAGACAUCCUGAACAAAUCGACACUUUUAAAGUCUAGUUCUUUAAGGUUUGUUGGAGAUGACGAAUUUCAUAUUCAAGCCUUGAUCUUUGAAGUUGUGAGGAGCUGAUGAAAGCCUUUGGUUGUGGUGUUUGAAGUGCGCAAAGCAGCUGGCUUUGUGUUCGUGGGGCUCCUCCCGUUUCUGUGAUGAAGUUCGGAUGCGCGUCACCAAGCAGCGCGCACAGCUGAGGAGCUUCCCCGACGCCACGCCACGGCACGAGAGAUGGGGAGAUGCGUGGAUCACGAUCACGGGAGGCUUCGAAUGUGACAUUGUCCGUCGUUUGUACCUCCACAGAACGCGGUGCCACCCUUUGUGUGAGCACUGACCGAGCUGAUCUGGAUUCAGAACACCCAGCAGCACCUAUCCCCCCCUUUCUACAAAGCUUCCUUGGCUGCGUGGACCGUGAAAAACCUCUCGGAUCGGUUUUAGUUUUACUCCAACAGAUCGUGUGUGCGUUUUUAAAGCAAAAUUGGAUCCGGGAAAUGUUGGCAUGGCCGCCUCGGGAGCUCAUAAGUGUCCGAAGAGUGAGAAGUUGGACGAGGCGCAGGCUUUGGCCAAGAGCUGCGCGGGGAGACCGGACUUCCUGCCGUGUGAUGGACUCUCCAUCUGCGCGACGCACAGCCACGGGAAGUGCUUCAAGCUGCACUGGUGCUGCCACUUGGGCUGGUGUCACUGUAAGUACGUGUACCAGCCCAUGACCAAUGUGUGCCAGCUGCCCAGCACAGCUGUGCCGUCCGUCGGAUCAGAGUGCAGCGACACCAUGGACCUCUCCGUCUCUCUGGCCGAGCGCUUCCUGAAGCUGGCACCCAGCUUCCAGUCUCCGCCUCACCUGGAGUCUCCCAAGUACUGUGUCAUCGCGGAUCUGUUUGUGGACGACUACAUUGUCAAAAGGAUCAAUGGGAAGAUGUGCUACGUGCAGCGGCCCCUGCCUCCCUUACCGGAACCGCCUCAACCUCCCUCCCCUCAGCCGCCCGCUCCAGCUACACCUCAAUUGCCUCCUAAUCCCAGUCCGCCAGAGCAGCCGGUGAGCCCGAAGCGGCAGGCUCCUGCUCCGCCGGUCCCACAGCCGUACAGCGAACAGAAACACCUCUCCACUGUCGAGAAACUAAAAGGCCCUAAAAUGGACCACUGCUCGUCCCCGUCCAGCUCAGAGGACUCCGGUAUCAACGCACUGGGCCUCCACUACCUGGAGUCCUGCGAGGAGGGAAGUGAGGAUGAGGAGGACGAGUUGAGCACAGAUGGAAACUCAAGCCCUGGAAGCCUCUGGGACCAGGACGACUGUUCUCUUCUCUCCCCCUCCAAAUCAAUGAUAGAGAUCAUCGAAAAGAUUGAAACAACUGUCUAACUGACAUACAGAAACCACUUAUGAGGAGGACCAACGGAGCAGUGUCCAACAGAGAACAGCACUCCAGGAUUUCAUUUUCCAUGGACUCACAGGGAGCAAACCUCAAUCUAGUGGUUCUGUAGGGUAUUUGCAAGGUUGCUUCAGUCUGAAUUUCUUCUCCUGCAUGUGGCUGAAGAUUAUACAGCCACAAAUUUCACAGAGCCUCUUUUCUGCCCAAUUCCCCUGCAUGGAGUUCAUUUCUGAGACUUAUUGGAAUCAAGAAGGAAGCACAAAAAUCUCAAGGAUGUGAACAGUAGACAGAAAUUCAAGAGUAGAGUAGAAACACGUCAAAACAGACACGAAAGAUAUAAACGAUAGGCUUUUUUUUGGGAUUUUCUUGUGUAGGUAAGUUACGGGAGCUACAUUAUGUAGGAACAAAUUUGUUCUCUGACGACAAUGAACAGUGAGGUAACUCUUGGUGUUCUCCAAUUGUCAGUCUUCAGUGUCAUUCAACCUCCAUGUCAUCUCUUAUUCACUGGUAAGCAACUCCACCCACACAUACAUUGCUAAUUCUGACACUUGAGCGUAAUGAUUGCGAGGCCGGCUACCUCUCAUGGGCCUCAAGCACAUCAGCCUUUUAACUCGUUAAAGACUCACCUCCGAGCUGACCAGACGCUGCCUGCUUCUGUCGCAUUAGGAAAAAAAAGCUUUCAGAGGCCACAAUUCAUCCGCACUUUACCGACGCCAUCUCAGGCGGCAGGUAGGUCGGUAUCUGACAAUCAAGAAUUACACAGAAGCACAUUGCUACACGGUAGCUGCCACUAAAGACCACUUCUAUGACUAAUUACCACACGUUACUAUGUUCUUCUGACCACCUUUGUUUGAACAAACGUAUCUAAACUGUAGAUGACAGGUCAGAUUUUUAGAAGUGGGGUUCUGUGGGGAGUGUUUGAGUAGUCGGUGGGCUACACUUACCAGCAGGUGGGUACAGCUCACUGAAGAAAACAAUAUGAUUAUAGGUUCAUGAGAACAAGACAAGAAGAGAUCUUAACUGGAUUUUGGUGAAACAAAGAAUGACCUAUAUUUCUGAUUUCACAUGUAAUGUAAAGGUUUUACAAACCAAAAUGAAUCUUAUCAGUAUGGAAUAUUCUACUCCAGGUUAUUCUGGUUAAUAUAUUAUGGUUUCCAUACAUGUCUAAAUCUAAAGGGGUCCUAUUUUACAUAGAAACAUUUAAAAUGCGAUAUAUUGCACACAAGCAGAGUUAAGAUUUUCUAUGUUUCAGACUGCGCAUUUCAGAAUCUCUCUACAGUGUAAAACUAUUAAUUUCAAGCUUGAUCAAUCUAUGCAUUUUACAUUUUUGAAUUAACAUGCAGCAGUACAGAAUAGGAUACAUAAAAUAUAUAUAAUAAAAUAUAGGAACAGAAAUUAUGAAAGAAUCCAGAAUCAUUUAAAAAAGAUAAUGUUUUCCUUUAGCAUCCACAGGAAGCUGCAAAGCGGACAGUAAUCUUUGCAUCGCUAUUAACUGUUAGCUAUACGUAUAUUCCCAUAAUGCUUACAAACUGUUCUUAAUUUAUCUGUCACGUUUUCAACGUUUCUUCUGAGUACAAAAAUAAACCUGCUAGUUAAGAGAUUUAAAAGUGGUGGAGGCUUUUCAGUGCUUUUGUCAGUGAGUGUGGUUUACCAACCAGACAGCUUCUGCACUAGCUAACUUUGUCAAUAGAACAAGGUAACAACUCAAUAACUACUUCCUCUUAUACUUCAAAAUAAGUCUUAAGUAUAUAAAUGCAACAGGGUGCUAAGAUUAAAUGCUCACCAUUUCAUCCAGUGCUCAGAAUAUUAGCUUACAUUUAUUUUGACAGAUACUCAUAUGCUAGCAGCAGCUGGUUAGCGGUUUACAACACAGGCUUGGAUUUGUGACAUUUUAUUAUCUUGAGAUCUGGCACCAGAAGGUCUUAUUACACCACUGCCUAACAGAGGUAGAUUUCUGUUUUUAGAUGCCAGAACCUCACAUUGGUUCUGAUGUGUGGAAAGCCAAUUAGCAAUAUCUAAGUAUGUAGUUUUUAAAAACUUGUACUGUUUUCCAUCUCUUAUGCAAUUUAAUAUAUUUUUUAUAUGAGAAAUAGUACCAGAAUGACCGUAGUCUUCUUUUAAUAAAUUAAGUAUAGAGUAGUGGAUUAAUACCACCCUCCCAACCAUUGCUGUGCACUGCUAUUCAGCUGGCUGCCUUUUUUUCUCUCACACAAGCUUUUAGCAGUAUGUAUGUUAAUUCUGGCUAAUAAACCAAGUAAUAUAAGACUUCUAUUCUUGUGUUUUGGUAUAACAUGCAAAACUCAUUAGAAAAAGACACAUUUCUUUGCUUUUGCUUAGAUUUAUAAAUCACAAUCACAAUAUUUUAACUGAAAUAAUCUAUCCAUUCAUCCAUCCAUUAUCUAUACCCACUUAUCCUUUUAGGAUUUUUUGGGAGGUUGGUGUCUUUCUCCAGCAGUCAUGAUCUAAAUAAAGGCAAAUAAUGGUAUUUAGGUAAGUCUAUAUAUUUUUAUCUGCUUUAUUUAAUCUAAAUACCGUUUUUGCUCAAGGGUAUUGUACCAUGUCUGCAGAGAACCAAUUUCUGUUCCUGCAAACUGUGCUAGCUAAGGUAGCCAUCUACUGCAAGCAGAAUACUGACUGCUCAUAACAACUCCACAGAACCCCAGUUCAAAUAAUUUGAACCAUCCUAUUAAAAUAGAAUCAUAUACAGAUCUUUAUAAAGAGCCAGAUAUUGAAAUUGCUUCCACAUAUCUCUGGCACAGCAAACAUAGGAGAAUGCUAAAGACUAUUAAGAUACAUGAUAUUGGCUCAAUUUGUCUAAUGUAUUAUUUUAAAUCAAUAUUAUAACAUGACUGCAUAUUCAUUGGCUUUUGGUGCUAUUAAUGCAUCUUUUAUGAUGAAUCGAAGGAGUAGGCAGGGAAAGAAGUAGAUUAGAAUAGUUUGUCACAGUUAGUUUGUACUAUUGGACAGAAAUAAUCACUUAUUGCACCUUUAGAGGGAAAUUACAAUGUGAGAUGGGAUGUUGCAUAGGUGUUGUGAUGUGGUUGAUAUAACAAGACGUGAGCCAGCCCUUUUAUUAGUUGGUUACAUUAAGCGGGCUGGAUUUUUUUUUUCCAUUUCUCUCUUCCUUUUCCUUUUGUUCUUUUGUUUUUACAGGUCAUUUGUCAAAAGCUAUCAGCAAAAAUUACCAAAAUCUUCACAAGUGUUGCUGAAUUUCCUUAAGCACAGAAAGCAGAAGUCAUUUUGCAUGACUGCAUUUGUUCUAGCAAAUAUAUAAUAUAUCUACAGUAUAUAUAGUUUAACAAAUUUUGUGAUUCUGUGUGAAAAAGAUAAAACGACUCCUAAAUCAGGGUGACAUCUGGAACAGAAUCCUUAUUAAUGCAGUUCAAAAUGUAUGUUAUGUUCUUAUUAUUGUUAUAUUAUUUUCAUAUGAAUAAAUCUUAUGAAACUGAG